Molecule: messenger RNA, 387 nt
Organism: Exaiptasia diaphana
Lineage: Eukaryota; Metazoa; Cnidaria; Anthozoa; Actiniaria; Aiptasiidae
Exons: 2
Coding region: 1-387 (128 amino acids)
Source: RefSeq, a predicted model, not a curated record
AUGGUUGCUUCACAUCAAGAAGAAUUCAAGGCAGCAAAUGGUCACAUUGUAAUUGUCAGCUUUGGAAAUCUGUCAGGAGCAAAGAAAUGGCUUGAGCAAACACAAUGUCCUUUUCCCAUGUUCAUUGAUAACAAUCGYCAACUCUACAAAUCCCUUGGUCUUAAGCGGUCUGUAUCCAAAGUCUGGAACACUUCUACAUUGAUUUAUUACGCAGAAGAAAAGAAAAAAGGAAGGCCUCUCAUCGGUAUUUUUGAAGAAGAUGAUCCGACUCAAAUGGGRGGUGACUUUAUAGUUGAUAGUCAAGGAAACAUGAAGUUAGUUUAUCGGAGUAAAGUUGCGAACGACAGACCAACGGUAAAGGAAUUGUUGCAAGCUUUAGAAUCUUAA